Molecule: messenger RNA, 3612 nt
Organism: Gavialis gangeticus (Gharial)
Lineage: Eukaryota; Metazoa; Chordata; Crocodylia; Gavialidae
Gene: DUSP8
Product: dual specificity phosphatase 8
Exons: 8
Coding region: 674-2629 (651 amino acids)
Biological process (GO): protein dephosphorylation; negative regulation of MAPK cascade
Cellular component (GO): cytoplasm
Molecular function (GO): MAP kinase tyrosine/serine/threonine phosphatase activity; protein tyrosine/threonine phosphatase activity
Source: RefSeq, a predicted model, not a curated record
AUGACCUCAUCCUCAGUUCAUUUUUAGUUCUAAAGUGCAACCUUCUGUCUUCCUGGAUCCCUUCAGCCCUGUUAAUGCUUAUCUUUGCCAUCCACCCCCCACCCCUAUGCAGGGACAUGCCUGCCCCUUGGCUGCUGGGCUAGCAUGAUGAUUACCUUUCAGUGGGAGUGCAUGCGUGUGUCUGCAAGAGGCUAGAACCUGCAUCAUCAGCACUUGCACCAGCCUUUGCAGGGCUCCUCAUUUGAUCAUCUUGCAGUUGUGCUUAAUUAUCCCGGCGAAUGUGUAGAAAUUUGCAAUCAGCUGGAGAAUUUCAGGAGCUCUGAUUCCCUCCUCUCCUUCCCCGGCUGCAGAGAAAGUGCAGGAGGGUUGAACCGAGAAUUGCUGAGAAAUUCUGUCAGCUCCUGACUUGUGCACACCAUGGAAGGCAGAAGGGGCCAGGUGCUGGCGUGAGAUUCAGGAGACCUGGGUUGUGUUCCCGGCCUUGCCACGGUAAGGUUUGACACAAUGACUUGGCAUCCUGGGCUUUAGCAGCACAGUGAGAACCAAGACGGGUGCUGCCCUGCCUACACCGUCCCCCCCGACUCCCUCUCACCCCUGGGAGAACUGUGCUGGCAUCCCUGCCCCUGGCCUUCCCUCCCUCCCUCCCAUUAGCUGUGGAGGGGACGGGUCCGUUAUGGCCGGGGACAGGCUCCCACGCAAAGUGAUGGACCCAAAGAAGCUGGCCAUCCUUCUGAGAAACGGGGCUGAGGGCACCUUGGUCAUAGACAGCCGCUCCUUCGUAGAGUACAACUCCUGGCACGUCCUCAGCUCUGUCAACAUCUGCUGUUCCAAGCUGGUCAAGCGGCGGCUUCAGCAGGACAAAGUUUCUAUCACGGAGCUUAUCCAGCCCGCCUCCAAGAUGAAGGUGGAGGCGGAAGAGCACCAGGAUGUGGUGGUCUAUGACCAGAGCACCCGGGAUGUGAACGGUUUGGCCGCCGACAGCUUCCUUUCUAUCCUUCUGGGCAAGCUGGACAGCUGCUUCCACAGUGUCUCCAUCCUCACAGGGGGCUUUGCCACCUUCUCCUCUUGCUUCCCAGGCCUCUGUGAGGGGAAGCCAGCUGCCAUCUUGCCAAUGAGUAUCUCCCAGCCAUGCUUGCCAGUAGCCAACGUUGGUCCCACCCGCAUCCUGCCACAUCUCUACUUGGGCUCCCAGAAAGACGUCUUAAACAAGGACCUGAUGACUCAGAACGGGAUAAGCUACGUCCUCAAUGCCAGCAACUCCUGCCCCAAGCCUGACUUCAUCUGUGAUAGUCAUUUCAUGCGCAUUCCUGUCAAUGACAACUACUGUGAGAAGUUGCUUCCCUGGCUGGACAAGUCCAUUGAGUUCAUUGACAAGGCCAAGGUGUCCAGCUGCCAGGUGAUAGUACACUGCUUAGCAGGGAUUUCCCGCUCAGCCACCAUUGCCAUUGCUUAUAUCAUGAAGACUAUGGGCAUGUCUUCAGAUGACGCCUACAGGUUUGUCAAAGACCGACGCCCGUCCAUAUCGCCCAACUUCAACUUCCUGGGCCAGCUCCUGGAGUACGAGAGGAGCCUGAAACUCCUCAAGGCUUUAAAGGCCCAAGGCGAUCGGAGUGAGGGUGAUGCCCCACAAGAUACAGCUGAGGUGCCUGAGAGCAGCAGGCACCCGACACCUACCUCAGACAAGGCCGAGGAGACACCAAAAAGCACAAGCUCAGUGCCCCCGUCCAGUGACCCUGAGAGGCCUGCAGGAGCUCCCAAAAUUGUCUCACCCACAGCACUACAGCAAGGACUCAAUGGCUUGCACCUGUCCUCAGAGCGCAUUCAAGACACCAACCGACUAAAGCGCUCCUUCUCCUUGGACAUCAAGUCGGCCUAUUCCCCUGGCUUGAGGCAGGAUGCCCCAGGCCCUGUCGACACAGGGGAAACCCCCAAGCUUUGCAAGUUGGACAGCCCUUCUGGACCCAAUGGCAUGUGCCAGUUCUCACCCGUGCCUGACAGCCCUGACUGGCCCAGUGGGCCAGACUUCCUUCUGGAGGCCAAGGUGCGGCAGAGGCGAAAGCACAGGCACCAGGCGGGCUCCCCCGCCCAUGGACUGAGCCUCAACUUCAGCGGGAUGUGUACCAUGCACAAAAGCACCAGUGUGGAGGAUAGCCUCAAGCAGACACUACGGCUGAGCCUCCCCAAUACAGGGCAGCAGCCUAUGCAGCCAGCUGCAGCACCGAACUCCACCGGCGGAGGGGGGGUUGGCUCCUGGGGCGUGCACCUAGAGUCACCCAGCACCCCAUCUUCAGAGACCCCCUGGUACUUUGGCACAGACUCAACGGCGAGCAGUGGCAGUGGUGGAGGGAACGCAGCCCUGUUUGCCAGCGCCAGCUCAUACUCCUCAUUCAGCUGCAACACCAUCCAGAGCAGCUGUGAGAUCAGACUGAGAGACAAGCAGAGGGCAGAGCAGAGGGACGGGCGGCACAGCUGGCAUGAGGAUGCCAACACCGAGAAGCAGUUCAAGAGGAGGAGCUGCCAAAUGGAGUUCGAGGAGACCAUGUCAGAGGGCAGGUCCCGGGAAGACCUGGGCAAAAUCGGGAAACAGUCUAGCUUUUCGGGCAGCAUGGAAAUCAUUGAGGUGUCCUGACAUUGAUCCAGGAAGUUGGAAAGCUGGGGCAGGGUGGGAUAUUUAAUGGGGAUAAGGCAAGGUGGGGUGGCAGGGUGGGGGACAGGGAGGGGAGGAGUAUUUAUAUCGGUGUGUGUAUUUUCAGGUGCACACACGCCAAAACAGAAGCAGAGACGAAUGAAUCCAAAGUCAAGAAACAUGAUGGUCCAAGCUUAGUGCCUCUUCCCACUCCUCCCCCCAGCCAUCCCCUCCCUCCCUCCACCCAAGCUACCCCACCCCAGCCACUUUCCCUUUUGGGAGAGAGGAGCUGACAAACCCUUUCCCAUCUGAGUCCUUUGCUCCCACGUGCAGAGAAUGGCUUGCGGGAGUGAUGGGGGAGCUAGCUGACUAUCAGCUGGAAUGAGAUGCAGACUCUUGAUAUCCGAGUAUCCAACAGCUGAAUUCUCAGCUUAAAGUUCAGGGUGGGGAGGGGAACUGCUUUUCUUUUGAGCAGCAGAUAAGCAAUCAAAGAGGGGUGCUGGUCAUUGUGCAGAGCACAGCAAUUUCCUGACCCAUGGGACAGGGCAGAAGCAUCGCUUGUCCCUGCUCCCUUCCCUUUUGUCAGGCUGGGGGGAUGGAAAAUUGGCAGUUCCCUCCCAGGGGUGGAACAGGGAAACCCAUUGGGGAUGUUUGCCCUUCUUUUUUUUCCCCCUCAAUGCACUAAGCAUGUGCCCCUGUGUUUCUCUGGCUAAAUAUGCUAAUAAUGCUGCACAAGAGCGGCCCUAUACAUAUAUAAAUAUAUAUUAUAUAUAAUAUAAAAAACACACACACACAAAGAAAAAAAGUAAAUGGUUUUACUGCAAUUUUUAUUGAGACGUAAAUAAUAUUUCAAUUUUUUUGUUUGUUUUUAAUUUAUUGAAGCUGUUCAUUCUGGCAAUGAUUUGCAGACAAUGUGGGGCGGUACUUUCAGCUCUAUUUUUACUGUGUAUGGUAUUUAAAUCUGAAACACGAGUUUCUAAGCAAUA